AUCUAUUAAAUCUUCUAAAUCUUUGGAGCUUAAUAAUAGCUCAUCCUCCAUCUCCUCAUUAGUCCCAACUGCAAACCUUUAGUCGAGGUUGCAAACCUUCUCAACUAAUCCAGCCGCAAACCUUCAGCCGUCGGCCAUAUUGGUCCUACAAUCCAGCCGAUUAUCAUGACAAAAGAAUCGGAUCCCUUCGACAAACUUCCGGGCGGGUUGAAGCUCUUCCUACGGAACCUUCAUUCUCUUGUUCCCACAAAAUUAGAGGACAAGAAUUUCCCGUCAUGGUCGUCAACAGUUAAGGCGACUCCCACUGCUCAUAGGCUUCUUGGAUAUGUGGACGGUACAGAAGGUGCACCACCAACAACCGUACCAGACGAAAAGGCCACAAUCGACAAAGGCCCUGUGAUGAAAUCUAACCCGGCCUAUGAUCAGUGGGUCGUGAUUGAUGCUCAACUACGUUAUUCUCUUCUAACGCUCCUCUCCCUGGCUGUCCAAAACCUUGUGUAUCAUUGCACCACUACGGUUACGUUGACACUUGGAAUCAUCUACAUCAGGGGUAUAAUUCAUUAUCCCGGACUCAUAUAUUUCAACUCAAGGAAAAACUUCAUAAUCUACAAAAAGGACAAUCUAGCAAGCAAAAAUAUCUUGAUGAAGUGUUGCAAAUUGUCAAUUCUCUUGCCCUUGCUCGUGAACCUGUCCCAGAACAAGAUAUUAUACUCUAUAUCUUGUGUGGUCUCCCGUCUGAAUAUGCCUCUCUUAAACAAAAUAUUCGGACGAACAUUGCUACGGUCACUCUUAACACUAUCUCUUCUUGGCUACUAUCUCAAGAACUCAAUACUCAGCUUGAACAAAAACUUCAUCUUGGUACAUCCUCAAGUUCUUCAACGGAGGUUUACACAACACUUUAUGCCUCCAAUGGAGGCUAUUUUUCGCCACAUUGGCGUGGCUGUGGACGGUCCGGCAGUGGUAGAGGAGCAGGCCGCAACGGCAACUGCGGUCGAUUUCAGUCUAGCCGUGCUGGAGGCCGAGGGCGAGGGCAGACCCGUGACGAUCUAGUCGUGUGUCAAAUUUGUGGAAAAUUCAAUCAUACUACCUUACGAUGUUGAAAUCAAUUCAAUGAAGAUUUCUCUGAGUC
Molecule: messenger RNA, 1129 nt
Organism: Cuscuta campestris
Lineage: Eukaryota; Viridiplantae; Streptophyta; Magnoliopsida; Solanales; Convolvulaceae
Source: the annotation of a GenBank genome assembly